This is a messenger RNA of Paramuricea clavata, 6026 nucleotides long. Lineage: Eukaryota; Metazoa; Cnidaria; Anthozoa; Malacalcyonacea; Plexauridae. The record is from the annotation of a GenBank genome assembly.
CCCCCCCCCUCCCCUUUGUCCUGGAAUAGUUUGAUUCAUGAAUUUAAGUAAACAAAACAAGAUUUAAUAACGAGGAAUUUUUGAGAGGGUUGUAACAGUAACAUUUUCUUGAAGGGUCAAAAUCAGUCUGGCAGUGGUGGAGCAGGACAAGGUGAUAAAAAGGAGGAUAAGGUUUGUAAACAUGUCUAUGUCAAGCAAAUUUUGAUUAAAUUAUCAGACCCAGCAUUGGCUAAAAUUUGUUUAAUCCAUUUAAAGGACAAGCGCAAAAAGUAUGAACCGCCUGUACCAACAAGAGUUGGUAAGAAACAGAAAAAACUCAAAGGACCUGAAGCAGCUAAUAAAUUGCCGCAAGGUAUGUAUGAUUCCUCUACCAAACACCAUAUGUUUUCACACCAUAAAUCCAGUUUCUUCCUAUAGUAAACCAGAGAAGAAACACACAGAAGCCAUUGAUUUUGGCAUAACCAUUCCAAUGCUAUCGCCAUAUUCCUAGCCAGUCACUUACAAGAGGUGUUCACCCCCUAAAAAUAUUCAAAAUGGCACACAUUCAAGGGGGUUAAUGCCUCUCGUAAGGGCAUAGGUAGCAGUGUUUACACUAUUCGACUAUACCCAUACUGUGCUGGAUGUAAUUUUCAAGUGAUAAUUUUCACUACCAUUUUCACAACCUUGUGUAGUUACUCCUCACAAGAACUGCAGGUUGAAGUUGCUCAAACUGGAGAGAAUUAAGGAUUUCUUGCUGAUGGAAGAUGAAUUCAUCCAAAAUCAAGAACGACUGAAGCCACAAGAAGAGAAGAAUGAAGUAAUGAAAUAGCCACCAGGGGUGUAUACAGUACCUCCCUGGAAAUGACUCCAUGGUGUGGGGUGCAAGCCCUCUUACAUUACAAUGCAGCACCUCGCAGGGAAAUGUGGCAGCAAUUGACCCUUUAAGUGGCAAUGUGCCCUACUUUAUUAUUUUACUUGUCAAGGGGAGAGUGCUGCCACUCAAUGGGUUAAUAGAAGUUUGUAAUGGCAAUGGACAUUUCCAUGGAAGCUCUGCAUGCACCAACCCCCUCUCCACUCAAUAAUACUAAAUUUCCCCUUGAAAUAUUGGAGAACAAUUUAGAACUGAUAGACCUAUCCAGAAUAAAAAGCUAGGUAAUAGUUUAGUUCAGUUUUUAGAUACAAAACUUCUUCUAUGUGUAUAAGUUGGGAGCUCCCCUGUCAUUUGCCCCUUUUGGGCACACUCAACUAAAUUCAGAAACUGCAGUAGAAAAAUUGAGAAAUAUCUUACCUGAUAGCUGACAAACGUCAUGAAACCGCAAUUUGGAGCUUGCAUCUUAGUAUCUUACAAAUGAUCUUGCUUGACAAAGACCCUCCAACUUGUGUUUAUUUUUAUAAACAGGAAGAGAGAUCAAAAGUAGAUGAACUUCGAGGGACUCCAAUGUCUGUUGGUACUCUGGAAGAAAUCAUUGAUGAUAACCAUGCUAUAGUAUCAACGUCAGUCGGGUCAGAACAUUAUGUCAAUAUACUGUCCUUUGUUGAUAAAGACUUGUUGGAACCUGGCUGUACUGUCUUACUUAAUCAUAAGGUAAAUGGUUUGAAAGAUGUAACAAAUUUACAAGAUGUAACAAAUUUACAGCAAACAGCAAAUGCUGUUCCAACAACUUGUCAAUCAGGAUGUGUUUGGAAGUUGUAAAUGGCUUGUUGACGACUUGCUACAAGGUUGUCGAGCUCAACAACUUGUUAUCAUGCUGCUAUUCAACAAUUUGUCAACAAGUUGUGAGUGACAACCUUGUAGCAACUUGAUAAAAUAACAACAUUGUUACAACUUGUUGACAAGCUUGCUACAAGCCUGUUGCGAACACGUCUUGUUGACAAGUUGUGAGUGACGACCUUGUAGCAACUUGAUAAAAUAACAGUAUUGUUACAACUUGUUGACAAGCUUGCUACAAGCCUGUUGCAAACACAUCUUGUUGACAAGCUUGCUACAAACCUGUUGCGAACACAUCUUGUUGACAAAUUGUGAGAUUUUUACUUGUGUAUAGUAUGAAAAUAAGCAGUGAGCUUCAUAUGACUAAAGACCUUCAGCAUUAAGACUAGUAUAACUGAAUAGGGAUCCAUGAAACAUCAAAAGGUGCAAAAUAACUAUCCAUUUCAUUUGAAUGCCCCCAAUCCCAGAAUGUUUGAGAAUUCUAUGAUCUCAGGAAUGCUAUUCCCCACAUGCUUUUGGAAGGUCGAUCUACCUCUUAGCCCUCAACCAGCCUUCAUACAACCGACCCCUGUUGAUUUUUUAAAGUCACUUCGUCAUCAAGUGUGAUGUGUAAAUGGCAAAUAAAUUUGAUUUCAACUUAAUGUGUUUCAUCCAUCAGGUGCAUGCAGUCAUUGGAGUGCUCACAGACGACACAGACCCAAUGGUAACCGUCAUGAAACUGGAGAAAGCACCACAGGAAUCCUAUGCGGACAUUGGCGGACUCGACAAACAGAUUAUGGAAAUCAAGGUUUAAAACUUACCGCGCGUAUAUUUACAAGACAAAUUGUAUUUCCAUCAGAAAUGAGCUAAUUUUUAUUUACAUUAUAAAAUUUGCAUUUCAAAUCGUUGUAGGAGUCCGUUGAACUUCCAUUAACGCACCCAGAACUUUACGAAGAAAUGGGUAUUCGACCUCCUAAAGGAGUUAUCUUAUACGGUCCUCCUGGUACAGGUAGGAAAAUCACAUGAAUGUAUAGAUUGCUUUCACCAGCACUGGUGUAGUGGUCACCACGCUUGCCUUUUAAGCUGGGAGACCCAAUUCUUGGUCAGACCUCUACUCAAGGCCUUAAAAUAAUUGAAGAGAAAGAGCUACCUUUACAUUGACAUCAGUAAAUAGUCAGACUUUCGCGUCUUCUCAAAUAAAGACGUUAAAAUCGUAGGUACCUCGGAUCCCCUAUCAAUUGGGCAAUAGCUUCACCAAUGAGCGAGAAACUCGAUAAACUGAAGUAUAGCUGUUUUGAUGUGGUGAGCCACACUGACGCUGAACCAAAUCAGCAACGGAGUGUUGUUGGGUGCAGUAGAGGAUCAAAUCAGAGGUUCAUAUUCGUAUUUAACACACAAAAUUAUCCAGUCAAUCAAUUAAUUUGAACUCACAAGCUGUGUUAUUUUCUUAGGGAAAACCCUGUUGGCAAAGGCCGUCGCAAAUCAAACUUCAGCGACUUUCUUGAGAGUCGUUGGAUCUGAAUUAAUACAAAAAUACCUGGUAAGAACCAUCAUACAGUGUUUUCAAUACGUCAGAAUCAUUUCCUAACAACUUACCUGAUCAAUCAUUUGAUAGGGUGACGGUCCAAAACUGGUUCGGGAACUAUUUCGUGUCGCGGAAGAACACGCACCAUCGAUCGUAUUUAUCGACGAAAUCGAUGCUAUCGGAACGAAAAGGUGGGUUCUGUUGUUGUUGUUGUUGUUGUUGUUGUUGUUGUUGUUGCUGUUAUUGUUGUUGCUGUUGUCGUCGUCGUCGUUGCUGUUGUUGCUGUCGUUGUUGUUGUUGUCUCUUGCUUGAAACUGCCAACAGCAACAUGCAACGCCAGACAAGAAGUUCAAACACUGAACGGUAACAAAUCUGUUUACAGGUACGAAUCCAAUUCGGGCGGUGAACGUGAAAUCCAAAGAACGAUGUUGGAAUUACUCAACCAGUUGGAUGGCUUCGACUCCAGAGGAGACGUCAAGGUAAAUAUUGUGGUCGAUAUACUGAAUUUAUUAAAAGCAUGUGUCCAGUUAUGCUUGAUCUACUAAAGUUUCAAAUUUUACAGGUUAUUAUGGCGACAAACAGGAUAGAGACACUGGAUCCAGCGUUAAUCCGACCUGGUGAGUGUUGUUUAGCGGAUGGAAUAAAUUUCUGGGUUUUGGGUGGGGGUGGUUGCGCACUCAGGCCCGGAGCUACGGGGGGUGACACCCCCCAGUAAUUGUAUUCAGUCGGCAGGACUGCUAUUCAGUCGGUAGGACUGCUAUUUGGGUUAAAUAUUUUUGGCGCAAAGGGCAAGAACGUGUUGGGAAUUUUUGGAAAAUUUUGAGGAAAAAUGUAAAAAUUUUGGAAAAAUGUAAAAAAAUGUUGAAAAUUUGUUAUGUGCGGAAAAUUUUUGAAUGUUCCGGAAAAUUUUUGUACGUCCGGAAACAUUUUUGGACCCCUAAAAUGGUACAAUGACCGAAAUUUUUUUGGCGACGGGGGGGGGGUGGGGAGGGGGGAGGUCGACAAAAAAUUUUGGUUCCGGAAAAGUUUUUUUUGAACCAGUCCGUUGAAUUGACCUUAUUACACCCCCCCUGAAGAAUUUCCUGAGGACGGCCCUGUGCGCACUCCCCGGAAAUGUGAACACCCCACCUCCCGUUAUAAGCAAUGCACAUCGAAAUUAUCACAUGUAAAACUUUACCAGGACAAAAUCAUGUGUGAUCACUUUUCUUGACAUACAGUCAUUUACAAUGGUGGUGAAGAGGUGAAUUCCUAAAAAUUCUGCCACAUCCUUUAGAUAUAGAAACACAUUUUCUCGAAAAUCGAAAUCUGUUCAUAAUUGCAUAAACUUCUUGCAUUCUAUUUAUUACUAUCAUCAUUUGCUAUCUUACCUGUAGGUCGUAUCGACCGCAAGAUCGAAUUUCCGUUACCCGACGAGAAAACCAAACGUCGCAUAUUUAACAUCCACACAAGUCGCAUGACGUUAUCUGACGAUGUCAAUCUCUCCGAGUAUAUCAUGGCUAAAGACGAUCUCUCUGGCGCUGAUAUUAAGGUUAGUAUACAACAUAAUAGGAGAAAAUUAUCCUGUAUUACUUUUGAGCGGAGUCUUGCACGAUGUGUCAUUUCAGGUUUGGUACUUUCACGUUUCACCCUGCGUUCAAAUCAAAAGCUACAUAAUUUCAGCAGAGUCAAUCUGCUAUUUUUGUAUGACUCUGCUCACAGGGUAACUCCACGUGAAAUAGUCAGAUCCAGUGAUCUCUAUAUAUCUGGAGCGAGAACUUCAGUCAUUCGGCCUAUGCGAAAAGUGCAGCCAAGAUGUCGGAAAUCUGUGAAGGUCGUAAAGAGUUUUCCAGGGCGGGAAAAAGGAAUUUUCUUCCUGGGAGCACAGCCCGGAGGUAAAAAUUUCCUGCAGACCAACAGAGUAUUUUUGUGCUAAAUCUGCAUGUGCAUAAACACAUAGUGUUCUAGCUGAGCAUGGUUUUAAAUUCAAGGAAUAAUGUCUGUCAACCAUAUGUUGUUGCGCCCAUAGUGGGACAUGGCUGUUAAGGUUUCCUUCAAAUUUUCAACAGCAAAUCUUCACUCAAACUAUUUUUUUGCAGCUGUUUAACAUUCCCUGCGAGCGGUGCUCACAUAUUUUCUCCAUCCCUGGAGUAUUCAUACCAUUUUCCCCAGCUAAUUCCAGUUGUUUCUAACGGAUCAUAUCGCUAAUCAAGUUAUCAGUUCAUAAAACGACCGAAGUCAAAACACGAAAUUUCGGCACACACCUUGCACCCUCAUGUUAACCGCGCAGACAAAAACAACAGACUGGCACUAGACAUCAAUUCCCGCCAUCUUUGGCUUCACGUUUUGGACGUGAGUUCUUACGGCAAUUGCUAGAUAGUAUACAGUGUACUUCAAAAUAAGGUUUCAGUUUUUAUAUCAAUUUUUAAAAUAAGUUAGGGUUAGGUUAAGGUUAGGGUGAGGGAUAGUAUUAGGGUUAGGGUUUAGUAUUAGGGUUAGGGUUUAGUUUUGAGUUAGGAUAGUUUUUUCUACGUUAUAAAAACGGAAACCUUAUUUUGAAGUAUACUAUCUAGCGAUCACCGAGUUCUUACUCCACAUUCAAAUAUUGUGUAUCUCUUUCAGGCAAUCUGUACAGAAGCAGGUCUCCUCGCUCUAAGAGAACGUCGAAUGAAAGUCGCGAACGAAGAUUUCCGAAAGUCCAAAGAAAACGUCUUGUAUCGAAAAUCUGAAGGCACGCCUGAAGGACUUUAUUUAUAGACACUGUUGCUUUAUGAAUAUGUUUGUUUGUUUAAAGUGAAUAAAAUAAAUUUGUAUCUCAGUAAAUACGAGUGUGUGGUUGUAGUUUUCUAGUCUGGUACU